AGUGGGAAAAUUUCCCAAGAAAUGGACUUUGCUUUCCUUAGCACUCUCAGUUGAAAACGACGUCGUUUUGCUGCUUGGGCCAAUCUGGACGAAUUGGAAUGAAGGGAAGCUGACCCUGGUAGUUGUCGUCCGUACAGUAGUAGUAGAAGAAGAAAAGUAGUAAGGUAACAGUUGAAGAAGAAGAACUGAAGAAGAAACACAAACAGAAAAACAAUAAUGGCGUACGUUAGCAUGGGCGAAGCGCACAGAAGAAUCACAGAGUACCUGAAUCGCUUCUACGAUGCCGUUUCGUACCAGGACGGAGCAUCUCUCAAGUUCCUCCUCUCUCUCUCCUCUAACUCCCCCUCCCUCCUAUCCCUCGCCGAUGCCCUAAACGUCUACCAGGACGCCAAUAGAUUGAUCAAGCAAUCCGACAAGUACUCUCAGCUUGGAGAAAUCCUCCUCCCUCUCUUUCGAGCUCUCCAGACCUAUCGACUCGCCAAUUUGAUCGAUGCCUACCAAUCGUUUGAAAAAGCUUCCAAUGCUUUCAUUCAGGAGUUUCGGAAUUGGGAUUCGGCUUGGGCUUUGGAGGCAUUGUAUGUUGUUGCUUAUGAAAUUAGGAUUCUUGCCGAGAAGGCUGAUAGAGAAUUGGGCUCAAAUGGAAAACCUCCAGAGAAAUUGAAGGCAGCUGGUUCUUUCCUUAUGAAAGUCUUUGGCGUUCUUGCUGGAAAAGGCACAAAACGUGUUGGAGCUCUAUACGUGACUUGUCAGCUCUUUAAGGUUUACUUCAAGCUUGGUACAGUUAACCUUUGCCGUAGUGUGAUAAGAAGUAUUGAAACUGCUCGCAUCUUUGAUUUUGAGGAGUUUCCUAAAAGAGAUAAGGUCACCUACAUGUACUAUACAGGUCGUCUGGAGGUUUUCAAUGAAAAUUUCCCUGCUGCUGAUCACAAAUUAUCAUAUGCCUUAAAGAAUUGCAACCCUUACAAUGAAGCGAAUAUAAGGAUGAUAUUGAAAUACCUCAUUCCAGUAAAGCUUUCAAUAGGCAUCUUACCGAAGGAUUGGCUUCUUGAGAAGUACAACUUGAUUGAGUAUAGGAAUGUAGUGCAAUCUCUAAAAAGGGGCGAUCUUCGACUUCUCCGACAAGCUCUGACAGAGCAUGAAGAUCGGUUCUUGAGAUCAGGUGUAUAUCUUGUUCUCGAGAAGCUAGAACUCCAAGUUUACCAAAGACUGUUAAAGAAAAUUUACAUACUCCAAAGGCAAAAAGACCCAAUUAAAGCACACCAACUGAAGUUGGAAAUAAUUGUAAAAGCAUUGAAGUGGCUUGAGAUAGAGAUGGACCUGGAUGAGGUUGAGUGCAUUGUGGCUAUACUGAUAUACAAGAAUCUUGUAAAAGGGUACUUCGCUCACAAGAGCAAAGUUGUGGUUUUAAGCAAGCAAGAUCCUUUCCCGAAACUAAAUGGGAAGCCUGUUAACUCAUAGUGUUAGUUAAACAAACACAGAACUAUAACUAUAGAAAUGCUACCAACUCCGGAUGGUCUAGAUUGAGUAGAAUAAGUGGCUUAGAAUCGCUCCAUAAGUUUGUGGCACUUUAAAGCUUCUACUCUAGUUGGUAGAUGUAGAACAACUCGCAUCACUCCAUUUUUGUGUGAUAAUGUCGAAGAGAUUGUUAACUUUGUGCUCUGUUUAAAAUCAGUGUCUACGUCAUUUGAAUUUU
Messenger RNA from Cannabis sativa, 1693 nucleotides. Its product is annotated as enhanced ethylene response protein 5. The transcript is spliced from 12 exons. The record is from RefSeq and is a predicted model, not a curated record. Bases 217 to 1458 code for a protein of 413 amino acids. Gene Ontology annotation, biological process: transcription elongation by RNA polymerase II; post-transcriptional tethering of RNA polymerase II gene DNA at nuclear periphery; poly(A)+ mRNA export from nucleus. NCBI's taxonomy places the organism in Eukaryota, Viridiplantae, Streptophyta, Magnoliopsida, Rosales, Cannabaceae. Gene Ontology annotation, cellular component: transcription export complex 2. Gene Ontology annotation, molecular function: RNA binding; double-stranded DNA binding.